This is a messenger RNA of Daucus carota subsp. sativus, 1449 nucleotides long. Its product is annotated as protein REVEILLE 6. The transcript has 8 exons. The record is from RefSeq and is a predicted model, not a curated record. Gene Ontology annotation, molecular function: DNA binding. Bases 194 to 1168 code for a protein of 324 amino acids. NCBI's taxonomy places the organism in Eukaryota, Viridiplantae, Streptophyta, Magnoliopsida, Apiales, Apiaceae.
AAAUCAAACCAGACCAAGCAAAUAAUGCAAGUAGGCUAACAAAACCUCAACACCCAGUCCCACUUUUCCCCUGUCCUGGACUCGCCUCAGACCACUCGAAAAAACACACACAAACAUAUAUAAACACACAGAGACACACACAGAGACACACACAUUUAAAACACAAAGGCAUAAACGGGUUUGUUAUUUGUUAAUGGUGUCUUUGAAUCAAAACCCACCCGAGAAUUUUUACUUGGAUCCUCAAAUGGGCAUGGCGCUUCCAAGUAUUGGAGGCUUUAAUGCUCAGUCGGGUGGGCUUAACCCGGGUCCGGAUGAUUUGUCCAAGAAGAUCCGAAAGCCUUAUACUAUUACGAAGUCUAGAGAGAGCUGGACUGAUCCUGAGCAUGACAAGUUUCUUGAAGCUCUUCAUCUCUUUGAUCGGGAUUGGAAAAAGAUAGAAGCGUUUAUUGGUUCAAAAACUGUCAUCCAGAUACGAAGUCAUGCACAGAAGUACUUCAUGAAGGUUCAGAAAAGUGGAACUAACGAACAUCUACCUCCACCAAGGCCAAAAAGAAAAGCUUCUCAUCCAUAUCCACAGAAAGCUUCUAAAAAUGCUCCUGUUCUCUCGCAACCCAAAUCCGCACAGACUUCUUCUCUACCUGAAGCUGGUUUCAUACGAAGGCCAGAGUCUUCUCCAUCAGUAAGGAAUCCUGCAGCAGGCACAACAGCUGUGUCUUCUCAGACUGAGAACUCUAUGCAGACAGUUGGUUUUACAAAUAUGACAAAAGGAGAUAUGAUAUCUGCUAGGCAGCCAAUGGCAAAUAAUUGUUGCAGUAGCACUGAAAGCGCACCAAGAACACAUCCAACAUGUGAAAUGAAUGAUCAAAGGAAUCAUGGGUCAUCAUUGAGAGUUCUGCCCGACUUUGCUGAGGUAUAUAGCUUCAUUGGCAGUGUUUUCGAUCCAAACACGAAAGGUCAUUUGCAGAAGCUUAAAGAAAUGGAUCCGAUAGAUGUUGAAACGGUGUUAUUGUUGAUGAGAAACCUCUCAAUCAAUUUGACCAGUCCCAAGUUUGAGGAUCAUAGGAAGUUGCUUUCGUCCUAUCAGAUCGAUGUCGAGAAGGAAAACACUGACGAUAUGGUUAAUAAUCUCCUAGAUGACCAAGCUGAUCAUAGUGCUCAACUCGGGUAGGCAACUGAAGAGUGAGUAUACACCUGCAAAAGAAUCUACCCUCUGUGUAUUUAUUUUGCUUCAGUAGUUGGUUUGGAAUGAGAUGCUGAUUUCAGCAAGUAUCAGGACCCAUGGUUGCAUGUUAGCGUGUAGAACUCGGCAAAACUUUAGGACAUUAGUUGCAUGUUGGUGUGCCAAACUCCGGCACAAGACUAUUUUCUUUGUUGUAAUAAGAGUACAAUACCGUGCUGUAAAAUCUUUUGUUGUGAAGCUAAAUAAACAUUGAUCUCUCUAAUUAUUUA